AUGGCUAUGGCUCCUCCCCGGAAGGGAGAGAACUACGAGCUUCGUCAACAGCUCAACUCGGAGUAUAGGGAUAAACGAGCAGAUGCUAUCAAGAGGGUGAUUGCGAAUCAUACGAUAGGUAAAGAUUGUAGUGGACUGUUCCCGGAUGUCGUGAAGAAUAUGCAAACAGACGAUUUGGAACAGAAGAAAUUGGUUUAUCUAUAUCUCAUGAAUUACGCUAAAACACAACCUGAGUUGGUGAUUCUGGCUGUGAAUACAUUUGUCAAGGACACUGCAGAUCCCAACCCUCUUGUUCGAGCAUUAGCUAUCCGAACCAUGUCUAUCCUCCGUGCCGAGAAGAUCCUAGAUUACCUGGCGUCACCACUAUCGAGAUGUCUGAAAGAUGAUAAUCCCUAUGUCCGAAAGACCGCUGCGCUGUGUGUCGCCAAAGUGUUCGAUCUGAAACCUGAAUUAUGUGUGGAAUAUGGGUUUGUCGAGACGUUGAGGGAUUUAAUCGGAGAUGGGAAUCCUAUGGUCGUAGCCAAUGCUGUAGCAGCCCUCGCAGACAUAUACGAAGCUUCCCUCAACCUCCCUGAUACUCCCCCCACCUCACCAGGAAGAUCAUCACCUCCACCAUCAUCUAAACCCAACCCAGAACUAUUCAUCAUCGAUCCACCUACGUUGACUAAAUUGCUGGUAGCGCUCAACGAAUGUUCCGAAUGGGGUAGAAUAGCGAUCUUGAAUACUUUGGCGAGGUAUAAGGCUUUGGAUGAAAAGGAAUCGGAACAUAUAUGCGAGAGGGUGAUGCCUCAAUUCCAACAUGUGAAUGCGGCGGUGGUUCUCGGUGCUGUCAAGGUAAUAAUGAUACAUAUGAAAGCGGUGACUCGAGAAGAUCUGAUCAAAUCACUCACUAGAAAGAUGGCUCCUCCAUUAGUAACACUCAUAUCCUCACCACCUGAAGUGCAAUGGGUUGCCUUGCGAAAUAUCAACUUGUUACUUCAGAAAAGACCUGAUAUAUUAGCUAAUGAGAUGAGGGUGUUUUUCUGUAAAUACAAUGAUCCACCUUAUGUCAAAGUUGAGAAAUUGGAUAUAAUGGUCAGAUUGGCUAGUGAGAAGAAUGUUGAUACGCUUUUGGGCGAGUUAAAGGAGUACGCCUCGGAAGUCGAUGUUGAUUUUGUGAGGAAAGCGGUCAGAGCAGUUGGUCAAGUGGCUAUCAAGAUUGACGAAGCUGCUGAACGAUGUGUGGGAGUUUUGAUGGAGUUGAUAGAGACUAGAGUGAGCUACGUGGUCCAGGAAGCGGUCAUAGUCAUCAAGGAUAUAUUCCGGAAAUACCCACACUCGUACGAAGGUAUAAUUCCCACGUUAUGCUCGAACCUCGAAGAACUCGACGAGCCAGAAGCCAAAGCUUCUUUGAUUUGGAUCAUUGGUGAAUAUGCCGAGAAAAUCGAGAAUGCAGAUGAGUUGCUGGGAACUUUCUUAGAAUCCUUCAAGGAAGAAAGUUAUCCUGUGCAACUGCAAACCCUCACUGCCAUUGUCAAGUUGUUCUUGAAGAAACCGGAUGAAAGUCAGACAAUCGUGCAAAAGGUAUUGCAAGCGGCUACGAAAGAUUGUGAUUCUGCGGAUGUAAGGGACAGGGCCUAUAUCUAUUGGAGGUUGCUCUCGUCAGAUCCCGCUGCUGCUAAGUCCGUCGUACUUGCUGUCCGACCACCCAUAUCAUUACCUCAGACCACAGUCGCACCAGCCAUACUCGAAGAACUCCUCGCUGAGGUAUCGAGCUUGGCGAGUGUCUACCAUAAACCUGCUGCUACGUUCAUCGGUAAAGGUAGAUUGGGUGCUGAGGAAAUGCAAAGACGAGCAUUGGAACCGGAGGAAGAGAACGCCCGAGAAAAGGCGUUACAAACCGUCGUAGCAGGUCAACAAGCAGAGAACCUGUUAGAUUUCGAUGCAGACGACGAGCCGCAACCAUCUUCCGUUGGUGGUUCACAGUCAUUAUCAAUGUUGGGUAACGGUAGUAUAUCAUCAAGUACGAUAUCGAACGUUGCUAAAUCGACCAACCCCUUGGACGAAUUGAUGGACUUGUUCUCUACUGCUUCGAUGACCACUCCGGCUACUCAGCCGGUCGCUCCGAAAUCCACCGUUAGUGGGAUACAGGGAUUACAAGAUGAUCGGCAAGAUACGAAUACUACGCAUGAUGCGUUUGCUGGAUUGACUGGAUUGGGUUCUCCUCCUCAAGGAUUGGGUAAUGGUAGUGGUGUUACUAGUCCGGUUCAAUCACAGGGACAAGGGCAGCAGAGUGGUGGUGCUCAAGAUGAUCUGUUGGGACUGUUCUAG
This is a messenger RNA of Kwoniella botswanensis, 2310 nucleotides long. RefSeq lists its product as uncharacterized. Lineage: Eukaryota; Fungi; Basidiomycota; Tremellomycetes; Tremellales; Cryptococcaceae. Gene Ontology annotation, biological process: vesicle-mediated transport; intracellular protein transport. The record is from RefSeq and is a predicted model, not a curated record. The coding region runs from base 1 to 2310 and encodes 769 amino acids. The transcript is spliced from 12 exons. Gene Ontology annotation, cellular component: membrane coat. Gene Ontology annotation, molecular function: clathrin binding.